Molecule: messenger RNA, 1620 nt
Organism: Symbiodinium necroappetens
Lineage: Eukaryota; Dinophyceae; Suessiales; Symbiodiniaceae
Source: the annotation of a GenBank genome assembly
GUGCCUCUGGGUCUGGCAAGCGAUCAAGUGGUGUCUAUCCGGGACUUUUGUUCUGCAUGCAUCAGCAAUUCGGGCUCAAAUCUAGCAGCUUUUGCCUUCAGCUUGGAAGUAACCAGGAUGAAGUUCUUGAAGGCAGUCGCGGUUCUGGGCUUCGGCGUUGCAGCAGCUCAGGAUGAUGCAUGCCAUUCAUCGCACAAGGCCAAGGCAGACUGCGAUGCUGAUGCCAAGUGCACGUGGUGCGAGGCAUCGGCAGUUCCGAGUGCAUGCUACACCAAGGAGAAUGCCGCAAAGCUUCCCCCGGCUGUCUUCACUUGCGCCACCCAUGGACGCCGUCAUCCCUCCGAGUUGCUUCCACGUGCCGAGGUGGAGAAGCUGGGGGUUGCGUGGUGUGGCAACGCGACGCAUCGAAGCUCCCACGAGCUGCUUGACGCAGCCGAGUACCCCUCGGAUUUCAGCUGGUGCAACAAAGAUGGCAAGAGCUACUGCACUAUGUCUCGGAAUCAGCAUAUUCCGCAGUACUGUGGCUCCUGCUGGGCACAUGGAGCAAUCUCGGCUCUUGGUGACCGCAUCAAAAUCGCGCGCAACGCGCAAGGAAUUGACAUCAACCUCGCCGUUCAGCACUUGCUGAAUUGCGGCGGUGUGGGAACCUGCAAGGGGGGCAGUGUCGACGGCCCGUACCAAUGGCUCAUGGAAAUCUCCAAGAAGGGCACUGGAAUCAGCUACGAGACAGCGAACCCUUACGUCGCUUGCAGCUCUGACUCCGACGAGGGCUUCUGCAAGCAUGUCGACACCUCCUGCAAGGCGCUCAAUGUGGCCCGCACCUGCGGCAGCUUCUCGCAGGAGGGAGGGCCAUGCACCGGCCUUGGUGAGUUUCCCAACGCGACGAUUUCAGACUAUGGCUCCAUCUCUGGCGCUGAUGCCAUGAUGAAGGAGAUCUUUCACCGUGGUCCAAUCUCAUGUGGUGUCGAUGCCAAUCCCCUGCUGAACUACGAGUCUGGCAUUAUCAAGACGAAGGGUGAGGGUGUCGAUCAUGUGGUGUCUGUGGUUGGCUGGGGAACCGAUUCGGAGGAUGGCAUGUACUGGAUCGUCAGGAACUCUUGGGGAGAAUAUUGGGGAGAAAUGGGCUAUUUCAGGGUGGCAAAAGGUGCGCUGCUCCUCGAGGAGCUGUUUGCCGUGGCAGUUCUGCAGUUUCAGUCAUCUGUGUUUCCUUUGGGAAUUUGCCGGCAUUUACCACUUGUCGGUCCUCUUGCAAUCGCUCACUCGCUUGCUCGCUCGUGUGUUCAUGUGUUCUUUAGUGCGGCCCCGAAAGUGCGAGCACGUGUUUUGAGGGUGCCUCCAAGCAUCCUCUGCAAGCCGAAUCAAUCGUGCGGACAGUUGAGUAUUAGCAAGGGCACUGGCUUAGUACACGCUGAACACCUGUUCCGUAUCCAGUCUCCGGGAUCCAAGAUAUGGAAUCCGAAGAAUUGGAGAUCGCUGUGUACUUUACAAACGGUACGGUGGACCAAGUUUGAGACAAGACAGCACAAACACACAGCAAAGUUGUGCAACAUGAAUCAAUGCUGGGACGGGAUUCUUGAGCAUAUGCCUGAAACUGCAUCUUUAGAUGUGAGAAUGACCUGA